This is a messenger RNA of Solenopsis invicta (red fire ant), 1179 nucleotides long. Its product is annotated as trypsin-1. The coding region runs from base 14 to 841 and encodes 275 amino acids. NCBI's taxonomy places the organism in Eukaryota, Metazoa, Arthropoda, Insecta, Hymenoptera, Formicidae. The record is from RefSeq and is a predicted model, not a curated record. Gene Ontology annotation, molecular function: serine-type endopeptidase activity. Gene Ontology annotation, biological process: proteolysis. The transcript is spliced from 6 exons.
UCUCGAUAUCGCAAUGUUGUUUGUCUUAUCGGGAUUCGUCGUUAAUUCGAGAGCCUAUUCUCGAAUAACAAUGUCAGUAGCCGACGAGUUGCCUACGACCACAAUCAUGCUGAUUAUAUUCUGUCUGGCGUUGAUAGUUUCCGCCUCGUGCUUAGACUCUAGAAUAAUCGGCGGCACAAAUACAACCAUCAGUAAGCUUCCGUAUCAGGUUUCUAUUCAUAAAAAUGAUAAGUUCCACUGCGGAGGCUCCAUAAUUCACCAGAAAUGGAUUUUGACAGCGGCACAUUGCGUUAAUGACGGGCCUUCGUCGGUCUUCUCUGUGCGCGUUGGCAGCAUUUAUCAUGACGAAGGAGGCGCUCUGAUCAGAGGUAUUGCCUCGAUUAUUUAUCAUGAAAAUUUUGAUGAGACCACUUACAAUUACGACGUGGCUUUAAUUAAAUUGUUUAAAGUUUUGAACUUUGGUACAAAUGUAAAAGCUGUUCUUCUUGCGCUCCCAUCGGCUCCCGUACCUAGUACCUCAGCAAUUGUUGCAGGAUGGGGCAAAACAUCGCCAAACGGCAAGAGUUCGAAAAUAUUGCAAAGCGUGACUGUGCCGAUCAUUAAGCAAGAGUCCUGUCAGAAAUCCUACCUCCAUCUUAGGCCAGUGACCCCCAAUAUGCUUUGCGCCGGUAAUGAGAAAAAAGACGCUUGUAAGGGAGAUUCCGGCGGCGCGCUCGUGUACCACGGCGUCCAAAUUGGGAUCGUGUCCUGGGGCGCUCGGUGUGCGAGUGUUGGAUAUCCAGGAGUGUAUACGCGAGUAUCCGCCGUACGGCAGUGGAUAACCAAGCACACGAACGUGUAGCAGAAUUAAUUUUUCCCCUUUCGUCUGGACGUAUUCCGAGAUAGCGGGGAGAGAGUGGAGAGAGAGAGGCAGCGUACCGUUGAAAAAAUAUUUACUUCUGUUUAACCGCAUCAAAACUGGACAACAUUACGAAAAAUUGCAACUUACAAAUUAUUCAACCCACGAAUUGUACAACAAAGUGAGGUGAAAUGUAGAAAAGUGAUCUUGACAAUAAUAAUGAUGUAAUUCUGAGACAAAAAUUUAAAUUUACAAUGUUUCAUCAAUUCUCAAUUGUUCUAUGUUUUCAUUUUCGACGAAUAAACGUAGACGUUAUUUCCACGCGUUUGCACGCAUCAAAA